Fonsecaea nubica is the source of this 1425-nucleotide messenger RNA. RefSeq lists its product as hypothetical. Gene Ontology annotation, molecular function: phosphoric diester hydrolase activity. Gene Ontology annotation, biological process: lipid metabolic process. The transcript has a single exon. The record is from RefSeq and is a predicted model, not a curated record. Bases 1 to 1425 code for a protein of 474 amino acids. NCBI's taxonomy places the organism in Eukaryota, Fungi, Ascomycota, Eurotiomycetes, Chaetothyriales, Herpotrichiellaceae.
AUGGCCCCUCCAGUUACGAUUCGCAAUGUCAGCAACAAUCCGCUCACCCUGGUGCUGGUCGAGCAUUUCGAUCCCGCCCCCGAUGAAGGAUUCCAGAUGCAAAAUAUCACAACGUCCUUAGCGUCCAUCACCAAUGGACUGGGUCUCACGAACAACACCACGCGCAAAGAGGUGCCCCAGAUACCUGCCGACGCAAAGCCCUUUGCGACGAGAGAGGUGUCGAUCAAGCUGCCGCCGUUCACGGUCGUGCCCACGGACAUCAAAGCAGUCAUCAACAAGCCGGAUGAACGUCUGCGACUGACGUUCCAGACAGAGCUGGGUGGGAAGCACCAGAUGUACUGCCCUGUACCGACGGCAGAGACGGCCUCGCUCGUCGCUCUGGCCCCAAAUCCCAAGAUGCGCUUUACAGGGAUUUUCCUGCCAAAGACAUCUUUCGUGGCCCUGUUCAACACCUCCCAUCUGGAGACCUGGAUGAAAGAUCUCCCGGACAACACCCCACUGGGCGUCUUGUCCAUUCCCGGCACGCAUAACUCGCCUACACACUACCAAGCCGCCCCAUCGGUGCGCUGUCAGGCGGUGUCGCCCAAGGAGCAGCUCAAGAACGGCGUGCGCUUCUUCGACAUCCGCGUGCAGGUGCCCGAGCCGUACGACCCCAAGUCGGACAAGUUGAUGCUCGUGCACUCGUCGUUCCCGGUCUCGCUCACGGGCCACAAGUACUUCCGCGACCUGUACAACACGAUCCUCGAGUUCCUCAAGGCGAACCCGAGCGAGACGCUGAUCCUGUCGCUCAAGCGCGAGGGCACGGGCAAGGGCACGGAUGAGCAGCUGGGGCGCAUCCUCAAGAACAACUACACCAACCCGCGCGAGUGGUUCACGGAGCCGCGGGUGCCGACGCUGGGCGAGGUGCGCGGCCGCAUCGUGCUGGUGCGCCGCUUCGUGCUCGAGGAGCCGCUGCGCCACGAGUGGAACGGCCGCGGCUGGGGCAUCGACGGGCACGUGUGGGCCGACAACACGCCCAACUCCAUGUGCCCGUCGGGGGACAUUUGCGUGCAGGAUUUCUACCAGGUGAUGGAGAAGCCGUCGAUCGAGAAGAAGAUCACGUAUGCGUGCGACCACCUCGAGCGGAGCGGGUGCUGCGCGUUCCGCGGCCCCAACAUCGCCAAAGACAAGAAAUUCCCCCUGUACGUCAACUUCCUCAGCGCCAGCAACUUCUGGAACGUCAACUGCUGGCCCGAAAAGGUCGCCGCCGAGGUCAACCCGGCCGUCGUGGCCCACCUGUGCCAGAAGCACAUGGUCGGCGACAACGGCCGCGUCAAGGACGGCGACUGGAGCACCGGCAUCGUCGUCACAGACUGGGUCGGUCUCGCCGGGGACUGGGACCUCGUGCGCUGCAUCGUCGGCAUGAAUGCAAAGUUGCUUGCCUAG